AUGACCCGCGCCUCUGUUUUAGCUGAUGCUUUAAACUCAAUCAACAACGCCGAAAAAACUGGUAAGCGCCAAGUUUUGAUUAGACCUUCCUCCAAGGUCAUCAUCAAAUUCUUGCAAGUCAUGCAAAAGCACGGCUACAUUGGCGAAUUUGAAUACAUCGAUGAUCACAGAUCUGGUAAGAUUGUCGUUCAACUGAACGGUAGAUUAAACAAGUGUGGCGUGAUUUCUCCAAGGUUCAACAUUAAGUUUAACGAUAUCGAAAAGUGGACUGAAAACUUGCUACCUGCCAGACAAUUUGGUUACGUUAUUUUGACCACCUCCGCUGGAAUUAUGGACCACGAGGAAGCCAGAAGAAAGCACGUUGCUGGUAAAAUUUUGGGUUUCGUUUACUAA
Messenger RNA from Lachancea dasiensis, 393 nucleotides. The record is from the annotation of a GenBank genome assembly. Lineage: Eukaryota; Fungi; Ascomycota; Saccharomycetes; Saccharomycetales; Saccharomycetaceae.